Phasianus colchicus (ring-necked pheasant) is the source of this 4562-nucleotide messenger RNA. RefSeq names its product 3-hydroxy-3-methylglutaryl-CoA lyase like 1 (gene HMGCLL1). Gene Ontology annotation, cellular component: cytosol; endoplasmic reticulum. The record is from RefSeq and is a predicted model, not a curated record. Gene Ontology annotation, biological process: ketone body biosynthetic process; L-leucine catabolic process. Lineage: Eukaryota; Metazoa; Chordata; Aves; Galliformes; Phasianidae. Gene Ontology annotation, molecular function: hydroxymethylglutaryl-CoA lyase activity.
CUACUGAUUUCAGUUAAAAAUGCUCCUUUUCACCUUAGUUAGUGGCACUCUGAGUCUUAAAGCAGAUCUGUGCUACAAAAUGUUCACAGAGGGCCUAGCAUGGAAGAGGACCAGGAAGCUUUGAGCCCCAGAAAUAUACCAUUCAAAUCUGGCACGAUGUUUUUCUGAUUGUAACAACAGUGACGCAGAAAAAGGCUUAUACUGAGUCUUAUCAUGAAACUAAUCUCUGUCAUAUUUGUAAGAAAAAUGAUUAAAGGUUUGACUUCAGUGCUGAAGUAACUGGAGAAGAGUCCAGGUCAAGUAGGCAGGAGAGGUACACUGUAUACACAGGCAUACUCUAUCUUUCUCACAUAAUUGUGUUUUCAGCCUAUUUCCAAUUUGCUAAGAAAACAUAAACAAUGCAAACAAAAAAUAUUUACGUCAAUGCAGUAUUUUUCUCUUCACAUACACCACAUCAGACAUCAACAGCCUGUCACAGGGACACGGAAAAAUAAGGCUUGUUUUAUGAUCAGCCUCUGUGUAUUUUAUUCCCAGUUUUCUAGGUAGUAGGACUCAGAGUCAGCAUAUAGCGGGUAAUUUGUGGAAUCUUGAGCUGUGAACAUGUAAGAAUUUUGAAGACAAAUACCUGUCUGGUAGAAGAGAGAAAGGAUAUGAAUUGCCUAAGAUUUCAGCCAGCAGAGAAUCUCCUCUGCACUUUCCUGUGGGCAGGUUAGAAAUUGUAGAGACGCCCGAGACUGGCAUUUUAUAACAUUCUGUAAAACCGUAUUUUAAAUGUUUUAUUUCUGAAGAGCUGUCAUAAUCCUCAGAAAAGAAACACUUCCCAGCCCUUCCAACACGUUCCAGCAUUGUUUUACAGGGUUUCAAUAGACAGAAAAGCAAGCCUGAAAUACAACUGACUGCCUUGAGAGCCUCAUGCCUCUCAGCAGAGAGCUGAAGCAGGGACUUGGCUGUAAACUUGCUAAUCUUCUUAGAAAACAAGGGAGAGGUGAGUGAAAUUAUGAACUUGCUGAUACCCCAGAAAAGGAGUUAUCCGGAAAGCACAAGGUAUUUCAUUUGAGGGGAGCCUGGAAAAUUGGCUGACACUGAAGGGAGCGCUGAAGGGAGAUGACAAAAUAUAACCUGCUGCUUUUGAGAGCUGUUAAAUGCGAGCAACGUGCCGCUUGCUCUAAGUUUGCACGGCCCAACUGUAAAACAGACACGCUGACAAGCACAGAAGACUUUUGUCACAGAUGUGCCACCACCUGAACUGCCGACCGGGAAAUUUUAUUCUGGAUUUUAUGGGGAAUCAUCGGCACAGCCCCAGGGUCCCCAACCAGGCCGGCGAGCUGUCAGUCCUUCCUUGGCCCUCUCUCCUUCCCCUCCAGCCUUCCGCAGAAGCACGCAGGGCACAGCCUGGGCUCCGUUCCCCCAGGGAUGCGUGUGCUUGCCGUCGCCCUGCGGCAGAGCGGUUGGCCGUCCCACGUUCGUGCCUCCCGCCCGGCAGAAACGUUGUCCCCGCGUCCCCUCAGAGUUCCCUGCCCGGCUUCCCGCAAUGGCGGGCAGCUGUGGAGCCGGCCAAGCCGCCGCCCGACGCGGGCAGGCAGCGCCCGGGCCGCGCAGCGCUCGGGACGGCGCGGAGGGGCAGGAAUCCCAAGCAUCUGGACUGCCUGAGUACGUAAAGAUUGUAGAAGUUGGGCCAAGGGAUGGUUUACAAAAUGAAAAGGUGAUUGUCCCAACUGAUAUCAAAAUAGAGUUAAUCAACCGGCUUUCUAAAACAGGCCUUCCAGCAAUAGAAGUGACCAGUUUCGUUUCAUCCAAAUGGGUGCCUCAGAUGGCAGAUCACAAAGAAGUAAUGAGAGGCAUUGAGCGGCAUCCUGGAGUCCAAUAUCCUGUUCUCACGCCUAAUCUUAAAGGUUUUCAUUCAGCUAUUGCAGCAGGGGCUACAGAGGUUUCAGUAUUUGGUGCAGCAUCUGAAUCUUUUAGCAAAAUGAAUAUUAAUUGUUCUAUUGAAGAAAGCAUAGAAAAAUUUGAAGAAGUUGCUAAGUCAGCAAGAAAUAUGAAUAUUCCAGUGCGUGGGUAUGUUUCUUGUGCAUUGGGAUGCCCAUAUGAAGGAGACAUCACACCAGCUAAAGUGGCAGAAGUGUCUAAACGUCUGUACAGUAUGGGCUGUUAUGAAAUCUCUUUGGGGGACACAAUUGGUGUGGGGACUCCUGGAAGCAUGAAAAGAAUGUUGGAAGCUGUUAUGAAGGAAAUCCCUCUGAGUGCCCUUGCUGUUCACUGCCAUGAUACAUAUGGGCAGGCGCUAGCCAAUAUCCUCACAGCCAUACAGAUGGGAGUUGCUGUAGUGGAUUCGUCUGUUGCAGGUUUGGGUGGCUGUCCCUAUGCAAAAGGUGCUACUGGAAAUGUGGCUACAGAGGAUGUGAUAUACAUGCUUAAUGGUCUGGGGAUCAAUACAGGAGUCAAUCUUUAUACCGUGAUGGAAGCUGGAAACUUCAUCUGUACAGCUUUGAACAAGAAAACGAACUCAAAGGUUGCACAAGCUUCCUUCAAUACCGGAACUAUCAAGUAAACAGAUUUUCUUUGCAGAUUAAUUACAUUUGUCAUCUACCUUGACCAAGGACACACAUCAAGAAACCAAAUAUAAGAAAACCAUUUCAGCAAAGAACUAAAAUAGAACCCAGAUAUAACUUUCUGUUAUGGAAAGAGUAUCCAUACUGUAGUGUCUUGUUGAAAAUUCUUAUAAAUAAGUAUGAAAUAAAUGACUGUCAUAAAGAACGCUAUGCUUGGUACUUAUACAGGUGAGAAAACUGUAUAAACAGAAGGCCAUUUUACCAUGCUUUAAGUUGAAUUUUGUUUUUGGGUUUUUUUUCAGUUGAACUGGUUGGAAACAGUGAAUACAUAGUUAACUUUUAAUCAAGAUUACUUUUAGAGUAGUACAAAUAUUUGCAGUUUAUGAGAUCCCACAUUGUGUGUGGCCAUUCUCUUAUGUCUUUUGUUUAUCUGAAUCUGUAUUUUUUGUUUGUCAACUCAGUUCUGUUAUGAACACAGAUCCAGAUCUGAAUUCACCGUAAGAAAUUUUUAGCAAUAGCGCUUUUGUUAUCGUGUUUUGUUUAACAUCUGUUAACUAUAUGGAUGACUUUAUCUUGUUCCAAGACUUUAUGGUUAAUGGCAGCCUUCCAGGUCCUCCAAAUCUAAUGCAAAUUUUCUUAUUUGUUACAUAUGUUAAAUUUGUUGUGGUUGCUUUUUUUUUAAUCAGCUGUAUUAUAACCUAAUUAUAUGAAGCAAUUAAAAAUUGGCAGGGUUUUCAACUGUCAUUCAGGGUAGUAGUGAUAUAGAAGGGGCAAAAAUUUUGUCCCUGGUCUCACUGAACAACUAGACUUUUUCUUUUGUAGUCUAUGAGUUGACAUUUUCCAUUCGUUUUUGAGGAUAGUACUAGCCAGUUGGACUUGCUUGACUUGCUUACACUGUGAGAAGCAUCUGUAAUAUUUCUCUGUGCUCUUGUGAUGGUGAUACUUUACUGUUUUAGUUGUCUUGGUUCAGCAAGAUGCUUUGUCAUUUUUAGAUCCAUAAUUGACAAAUGCUAAGAAAAGCCUUAUAUACAUAAACUGUUCAAAUGCUCCAUGAAAAUAUUGUUAUUUUUCAAUUUGAAGCAUCAGUACUGUUACUGAUUUUGUGUAGAUUCUUUUCAGAAUUCUCUAUGCACUUAGCUUUGAUAUAUUUCUUUUUCUGAAAAAUAAUCUGAUAAAACCGUGGACUAUGAUCUUUUUCUAUAUUCUCAAUUUUCCCCCAAAAUGUGGAAGCUUGGAAAAAGGUAAGAUGAAAGAAUCUGAAAGAUAACAUGUAAAGAAGGAAAAGGUGAAUCAUUUUUGUGUGGAGCUCAAAUCUGCUAGGUUAAGACUGAAUCUUAGCUUGCCUUUGAAAUUCUCAAGUGAACCUUUUUUGAUAUAUUUUAGCCACUGCUGGAUUUUAAAAUUGUCACAGCUUAACAAAAUCAAACUUGACAUGCCAUGUAGCUCAAAGAUAUCAAUUUAAUAUAAUCCUUUUAUCCUUUUAUCUGGUUUAUGCUGUAGUGAUAGUCAAAACCAAUAUAAGCUGUGUUUUUUCACUCUUCUCAUGGUAAGAAUCAAAAAAUAAACAAAGAAAUCUUUGUAGAUGAGGCAGAAUACAUUUUAUGUAUCAAUCCAGAAUACUGAAUUGCACCCCUCCUUGUGGCAUCCAGUAGGAAGACUUGCAAGUACCUUUAAAGACAUGGAUUCCUUGAUUUGCUUGAUCUGCUCUGGAUGUAUAGCUGAAUCACUUCAACAAAUGUUCUGUCCUCAUUUUCCCAUGUUUCAGUGGGGUCUUUGUGAUCUAGCAACUACUAUGGCUCAUUGCACAAAACAUGAACUUUAAUAAAACUGCUUCUUGAACCAUCCACAGAUUUUAAAAUUCUAAGUGAGGAAUCAGUGGUAGUGCCUAGGCAAGAGUUAGCAGGUAAGUUGAAAUGAGGUGCUAUCACGGACAUCCUAAAGGUACCCUAAUUCAGUUGCUAUUUGUCUCUGAAGAUGAUGUGAUUAUUAAUAUUUAACAAUAUUUUUAUCAGU